Gossypium raimondii (Peruvian cotton) is the source of this 1679-nucleotide messenger RNA. Its product is annotated as hsp70 nucleotide exchange factor FES1. Lineage: Eukaryota; Viridiplantae; Streptophyta; Magnoliopsida; Malvales; Malvaceae. The coding region runs from base 140 to 1318 and encodes 392 amino acids. The record is from RefSeq and is a predicted model, not a curated record. The transcript is spliced from 8 exons.
GGAGUCUUACGGUUUUCUAGAAAAGGAUAAUAGUAAAAUAAAACAUUGAAGCUUAAGCUCAGCCCUAGAAGGAGCAGAGUAGUUUGCAAGUGAGAAAAUCAAAUUUUCUGUAGUGACGAAAUUAGGGUCUAGGAUUGAUAUGGAACGGUUUCCAGCUUUAAUAUCAUUAUUAUUGUUAUUUAUGGCAACGGAGAUAGUGACGACUUCGGUUGAGCGCGAAAAUAAGUCAUCUUCGGCAGCGUUGAUUUGGUCCACCGCCAAAGAGGAAGGGGAUCUGAUGCACAAGGCUGGACACGCUGAUGACUCCACCGCCGCCGCCGAUGACGUUGACGGUGGAUUUUCUUCCCUCGAAGGGAUGUUGCAGUGGGCCAUAGGUCAUUCUGAUCCGGCCAAACUCAAGGAAUCUGCGCAAGAUGUUCAACGUCUUUCUCCCUCGGAGCUUAGGCAGCGUCAGUUGGAAAUAAAGGAACUGAUGGAAAAGUUAAAAAUGCCAUCAGAUGCACAGUUGAUGCAAAUUGCACUAGAUGACUUGAGCAAUUCAUCUUUGUCUUUGGAGGAUCGCCACCGUGCUUUGCAGGAGCUUUUGAUACUUGUUGAGCCAAUCGAUAAUGCAAAUGAUAUGUGUAAACUUGGUGGGCUUGGUGUGAUUAUUCGGGAGCUCGAUCACCCUGACUCAGAUGUAAGGAAAUUAUCUGCAUGGAUACUUGGGAAAGCAAGUCAAAAUAAUCCAUAUGUACAGAAGCAGGUCCUGGAACUUGGGGCAUUGGCAACAUUAAUGAAACUGGUGAAUUCUAGUUCCGCAGAUGAAGCCACUAAAGCAUUUUAUGCUGUUUCAGCCUUGAUCCGAAAUAAUGUGGCUGGUCAGCAAUUGUUCUUUGCGGAGGCAGGAGACAAGAUGCUUCAGGACAUACUGAGCAGUCUGAGCGUGGAUGCUAGGUUACGCAGGAAGGCUGUAUUUCUAGUUGGUGAUCUGGCCGAGUGCCAGUUAGAAAAUAUAGAUAAAGCUGAGAUGCCAUUUUUCAGCAAUCAAUUCUUCUUGAAGUCUGUGGUUGAUUUAACUGCAUCAAGUGACCUUGAUCUCCAGGAGAAGGCGCUUGUUGCAAUUAAGAACCUGCUGCAACUUAGAACAACGGAAGCAAUGGUUUUCAAGGAGUUUUGUAGAUUGGAUGAUGCUUUGGAGAGGAUGAAGAAGCAACUGGAGGAUUUGAUGUUGGACGAAGAUCACAGAGAAUAUGUUACAGAUGUUGAAAGCCUUCGCAAGGAAGUGGAACUCAGUUUCCAGGCCAAGUUGGGAAAUGUAAGAACGGUGCCAACAUAGAAGGCAGGAUGGUUCAUAGUCAUUUGAAAACAGAGUGGAGCAGGAGCAGGAGCAGGUAGAAAGAUGAGCUAGUUUUGUUGCAGCCCUUGCUUACCCUUUUGUAUGGUAAAAAUAUUUGGCAGAGAAAUGAAAUUCCUGCUGAUUGGGAUAGGUUGGAUUGAAAAAGAAGAAAAAGAGAGCAGGUUGCAGGAUUAAAAUGUAACAAUAGAAGUUUAUAUUACUACACUUUUUUUGGAUAAAGGUGGGGGAUAGAAGUUGUCAAAUGAUUAAAUUCAAAAUUGAUGUUAACUCAUCUCAAAGUCUUCUAUUAUAUCUGUGAUUCCUUUCCUUUCAUAUAAGAAAUUUCAAUUCAACUUUGCAA